GCGGUAUGAUUUUUAAUCAGCGAGCACGAAAGCAUAAUUGAAAAAUAUGGUAAUAGCAAAGGUCUCGAUCCUCCUGCUCAUGUAUAUAGAGCAAGUGACGUUCAAUUCAAUUCUGUCUCAGCUCUCUUUCUCCAGCCAACCAACCCCCUGCAACCCAUCACAUCUCAACCUCGAAACUUCACAAUGAGUAUCUCAUCAGUUGAGAAAUAUGGCUGGACAGCAGUUCCCAGAAAAGUCGAAUUGUUGCUUCAACAGUCCGAGGCUUCUGGUCCUGCAAAGCCCAUCUUCGUCUCCUCAAUUCGGCUUCCAGACUCCGAUCUCGUAAAAGCCGUCCACGAGUAUGCAAAGAAAGAGCUCGCGGUGGAGACCUUCAAUCAUAGCAUGCGUGUCUACUACUAUGGCCAAGCUAUCCUUACCCACGCUUUUCCCUCCUGGUCAAGCCCGUCCUUCAAUGAAACCUACUUUCUGAGCUGUCUUCUCCAUGACAUCGGUACCACCGACAAGAACAUUUCCGCAACCCUAAUGUCCUUUGAAUUCUACGGCGGGCUGCUUGCUCUCGGGCUGCUGAAGUCCCUUUCCGCCCCCGUCUCUCAAGCCGAGAACGUAGCCGAAACCAUCAUUCGGCAUCAAGACCUCGGGGAAACCGGGACGUUGACAAGAAUAGCGGCCUUAAUCCAACUUGCGACCAUCUUUGAUAACAUGGGCGGUAAUCCGCAGUUGGUGGAUAGAGCGACGAUUGAGAGUGUUGUGGAGGCGUAUCCGAGGAUGAAGUGGAGUGGGUGCUUUGCGAGGACAAUUAGGAAGGAGAAUGGGUUGAAACCUUGGGCCCACACUACGCAUCUCGGGGAAGAAGACUUUCCUACUGGUGUGGCUGGUAAUCAGCUGAUGGAACCGUAUGAGUGA
This is a messenger RNA of Hyaloscypha bicolor E, 903 nucleotides long. RefSeq names its product cyanamide hydratase. The coding region runs from base 184 to 903 and encodes 239 amino acids. The record is from RefSeq and is a predicted model, not a curated record. The transcript has 2 exons. Lineage: Eukaryota; Fungi; Ascomycota; Leotiomycetes; Helotiales; Hyaloscyphaceae.